GAAAUAGGAAAAAAAAAUUAUUCAACUUUUCCAUAUAUUUAAUCCAAAUAAACAAUCAAUCAAUUACAUUUUAAACAGAUAUUGUGUGCAUUCAAUCAAACAUUUUAUACCUAAUGCUCGUAUUUUCUUUUUAUUUACAGAAUAGUUGCAGAUAGACGAACGCUCAAUAAAUUUCUCGAGAAUGACUGGAACAGUACUCGAAGAUCCCCAAUGGAGUCUGGAGCGAAGAGCAUCCUCAGGUCAUUUGGUAUGGCGCAAAGAUACACCCAGUUCAAAAGUUCGUUUUCGUUUCGAUGUGGAAGUUUUAGAAUUUGAAAAAGAUCCCGCCGAAGAUUUUAUCGAUGAUACCAAUGAUGAUUUCUCUGUUACGAAUAUAUCAUCAACAGUUGCAAUUUGUGUAACUUGUAUGGCGGCAGCUGCUGUCAGUGUUCUUCUUCCAUGGUAUCUUAUGCAUUCGACGACGUAAGAUGCAAAUAAAAUAUGAAACGUUCUGAUAGAAACUAAGUUUAAACAAAAUUGUGAAAGUAAUAAUCUCAUUCAAAUUGAGUGUUAGAGAAACAGAGAAAAAAAAAAAACUUUCAAAUUAAAAUCUUUAUAGUGAUUAUUCUGUGAUCUUAAGGUAUUUUAAUUAAAAUUAUGUAUACAAUACAUAAAAAAAAAAUAACUUAAAAUAAGUAUAACUAUUUGGUGCUCACAAAUACAAGUACUUUCGAAAAAAUGUUUUCAAAACGAAUAAAAAAAAAUGUGCCUUAAAUUAGAAACCACAAAUUGUUAAGGUGGCUUAUUGGAGAGAUAUUGUUAACAUGUAUACAUGCUGCCUAAAAAAAAAUUGUAUAAAGUCUGUUGUAAAUUAAAUUGAGUCCAUUAAUUUUUAAGAUUAUUAAGAAAUAUGUAUGUACGUAGAAAUUAUUAAAACAAAAAAAAUAAAAAACAACGAAACAAACGAUUAAAUAAAAAGUGUUAUAUUAAUAAAACAGGAAAAAUUUGAGUAGGUUUCUUAACAUUAAAACUUACUUUUUUUAUGAACCAACACAAAGCCUUUGAUAUACCUUGGGUCAAAGGCUGAAUAAUUCAACAUUCAAAAUUGAUGUCAAUG
Messenger RNA from Episyrphus balteatus (marmalade hoverfly), 1096 nucleotides. RefSeq lists its product as uncharacterized. The transcript has 2 exons. The record is from RefSeq and is a predicted model, not a curated record. The coding region runs from base 182 to 466 and encodes 94 amino acids. NCBI's taxonomy places the organism in Eukaryota, Metazoa, Arthropoda, Insecta, Diptera, Syrphidae.